ACUUGACCCGGAAGUGAUUGUGCAUUUCCACGGAUUUUAGCAACAGCACGUUAUAGGCCUCUCUUAUUUUUGACAUAUACCUAUAUAAUUAUUUUUUUUGGUGUAUACAAAUAAUGACAGACUUGUAUUAGUCUGGGACUGUGUAAGAUCGAAUGGACAUGUACAAGUCAAAGUAAUUCAAAUAUAUACAUAUAUAUCUGAUACUGUGCUAGCCUCUGUAUUGGUGUGUGGGCGCUCGAAGGAUUUGGGGGAAUCAUUAGCGUUAUUCCUCUGCUGGAUAAUACAGCGUUGGAGCUGGAGCGCAUUUAUAAAGUCACUGUUCCGUUGUGUUGGAGUGUGUUUUAAUUCAAGUUUUGUGCGCGUCUUUACUGUUUGGGCAACUGCAGUGAAACACCUGCUAGCUAGCUUCUGCUAGCACUUCUGACUCGUGUAGGAGUUGCAGAAGGAAAAUGUCAGAUUUUGACGAAUUCGAGCGGCAGCUAACGGAGAACAAGCAAGCAGCUGACCGAGAUAAAGAGAACAAGCAGCACCGGAGGAGCAGCUCCAGGAGCCGGAGCAGAGAGAGGGACAGGAAAAGGAGGAGCAGGGACCGAGAGAGACGAGGAAGCCGAGACCACCAUGGGGACACCAAGGAACGCAGACACAGGCGGAGUCGGUCUCCACACCGUGAGAAAAAGAAGGCCAAAGUGAAAAAGUACUGGGACGUUCCUCCUCCUGGCUUCGAACACGUCACACCCGUGCAGUACAAAGCCAUGCAAGCUGCUGGCCAGAUUCCUGCAACUGCCUUGCUCCCUACAAUGACCUCUGAGGGUCUGGCUGUGACUCCGAGUCCUGUGCCUGUUGUGGGCAGCCAGAUGACGCGUCAAGCUCGGCGGCUCUACGUAGGCAACAUCCCGUUCGGCAUGACUGAGGAGUCCAUGAUGGACUUUUUUAACGCCCAGAUGAGGUUGGGUGGCCUGACUCAGGCUCUGGGAAACCCAGUUCUUGCUGUGCAGAUCAACCAGGACAAGAACUUUGCCUUCCUAGAGUUCCGCUCGGUGGAUGAGACAACGCAGGCCAUGGCGUUUGAUGGCAUCAUUUUCCAGGGACAGAGUCUGAAGAUCCGCCGACCGCACGAUUAUCAGCCACUGCCAGGCAUGAGCGAGAACCCAAGUGUUUAUGUUCCAGGCGUCGUUUCCACCGUAGUGCCUGACUCGGCUCAUAAGCUCUUCAUCGGCGGACUUCCUAAUUAUCUCAACGACGACCAGGUGAAGGAGUUGUUGACUUCCUUUGGUCCUCUGAAAGCCUUUAACCUGGUGAAGGACAGCGCCACUUGUCUCUCGAAAGGCUACGCCUUCUGUGAAUACGUUGACGUCAAUAUCAGCGAUCAGGCUAUCGCUGGGCUCAAUGGCAUGCAGCUAGGGGACAAGAAACUCCUAGUCCAGAGAGCCAGUGUCGGAUCCAAGAACACUACACUGCCUGGGAUCAACCAGACACCAGUGACGCUGCAGGUGCCUGGCCUGAUGAACAGCUCCAUGAACCAGAUGGGCGGCAUCCCCACCGAGGUGCUGUGUCUGAUGAACAUGGUGUCCCCCGAGGAGCUGCUGGAUGACGAGGAAUACGAGGAGAUCGUAGAAGACGUCCGGGAUGAGUGCAGCAAAUACGGCCAAGUGAAGAGUAUCGAGAUCCCGCGGCCUGUAGACGGCCUCGAGGUGCCUGGUACUGGCAAGAUCUUCGUGGAGUUCAUGUCUGUGUAUGACUCUCAGAAAGCCAUGCAAGGCUUAACAGGUAGGAAAUUUGCCAACAGAGUGGUGGUGACCAAAUAUUGCGAUCCUGACGCCUACCACAGCCGAGACUUUUGGUAGAGACAGCGGAAGGAAAGCAUGAGAGACCUGAUGAAGAUAUGAGAGAGUUACAUGGACAUGGAUUAAGAAGAUUUUUAGGGGCAAAGCAUGAUUUCAUUUAAUUUUUUAAAUUAUUAUUUGAAAUCACCAUGACUUGAAAGAAGACGCACCAUAAGAAUUCCUUGCUUUGCAGUAUUUUGGAGUUAUACUGUUCAGCAAAAAAAAAACAGUUCUUUGUGUUUGGACUUUAAUGGUGGAAUAAAUUGACUGUGAAGCAUAAAUAGCACGGUUAAUGUGAGAGACCAUACAGUGACUUGCUUUCUUUGUAUAUAGAACAAUCUCAGUACUGGAUCCAGCUACUGUACAUGUUUAUCCCAAGUUUAUUACCAUCGUCUUUCCCCCCUUUUUCUUUUCAAGAAAGAAAUGUCUCCUCAGUUUUAUUUCGUCUGACUUUUUUGUUUGUAAGACAUUUUCUCCUGACUUGAUCUAACCAAAUUUGGUUUUAGGGUUGUCGUUUUUUUUUAAAUCUAACCUCUGACAUCUACUGCCCUUUUUUUUUUUUCGGACAAUUUUAAGAGAUGGAGAACACCAAGCUGUGGGUGGGUUGGAGUAUCCCUGCUGGUUUCAUUCUUCAGUUGUGCUUUUCUUUGGUAUUCUGUUUUUUGAGGAUGUGAUUUCUCAAAUUCAUUAAUAAAAAAAUCUUGGGGGUGGGGGACUAU
Messenger RNA from Ictalurus punctatus (channel catfish), 2542 nucleotides. RefSeq names its product U2 small nuclear RNA auxiliary factor 2a (gene u2af2a). Gene Ontology annotation, biological process: mRNA processing. Gene Ontology annotation, molecular function: poly-pyrimidine tract binding; pre-mRNA 3'-splice site binding. The coding region runs from base 450 to 1844 and encodes 464 amino acids. The record is from RefSeq and is a predicted model, not a curated record. NCBI's taxonomy places the organism in Eukaryota, Metazoa, Chordata, Actinopteri, Siluriformes, Ictaluridae. The transcript has 11 exons. Gene Ontology annotation, cellular component: U2-type prespliceosome; U2AF complex; nuclear speck.